Molecule: messenger RNA, 2037 nt
Organism: Neolamprologus brichardi
Lineage: Eukaryota; Metazoa; Chordata; Actinopteri; Cichliformes; Cichlidae
Source: RefSeq, a predicted model, not a curated record
UUCCGUUACCACAGUGCUCAGCCACAGCAGUUGGCCGCCGGUGCAGACCAAAACAUAGACAAUGGGCAAGAAGCACAAAAAGCACAAGUCCGAGAAACAUGGAUAUGAAGAAUAUGGAGACAGACCACUGAAGCUGGUGCUGAAAGUGUCCGGAAAUGAAGUGACGGCAGGAAGCUCGAGCCUUGACACUUUUUAUGACGAACAGCCGGCUGACUUUGACAAACCCAAAGACAAGAAAAAGAAGAAGAAAAAGGAUAAAGAGAAAAGCUUUGGGUCACCAGAGGAGGAAAAGGGGAAGAAGAAGGUAACUAAAAAGAAGAAAGGGCAGGACGCAGAUGGAGAUGAUGACCGGGAGCAGAGCAGGACUCCUAUACGUUCAGAGAUUGAUAAACAGGAAGAAAAAGAACAGACUCCUCUGCAGGAAGCUUUGAAUCAGCUCAUCAGGCAGCUCCAAAGGAAAGACCCGAACGCAUUCUUUUCAUUUCCAGUGACAGACUUCAUUGCUCCUGGUUACUCUGCAGUAAUCAAGCGUCCCAUGGACUUCAGUACAAUGAAGGACAAAGUAAAGAAAGAGUGCUACCAGUCACUGGAUGAACUCAAGGUUGAUUUCAGGAUUAUGUGUGAAAAUGCCAUGAUUUACAACAAACCUGAGACAAUCUACCACAAAGCAGCACGGAAACUGUUACAUUCCGGAAUGAAGAUCUUGAGCCAGGAAAGGCUGGACAGCCUGAAGCAAAGCAUAGAUUUUAUGGCUGGUCUUGACCCUUCUGCCAAACAACCUUUGAAAUCUGAGGAACAAACGAGCACCUUUCCGGACCAGAACAAGGAGGGACCUGCGACUACAGACAGCAGCGAGAGGUCACAGACACCCAGCACUCCCAGACAGGACAAAGACUCUAAGGACGAAGCAGCAAAAGCAGAGAAAGAGCUUCAGGAAAUACGCAAGGUCAUCGAGAAGUCUGGAGGAAAGCUGUCCAACAGAGUGCUGCAGUCUGAUUUGGAGUUUGCAAGGCGGAAGUCAGAUGGCUCCACCACUCUGGCUAUCCUCAACCCAGCAGAUCCCUCAGCAGGAGAUGUGGGUUAUUGUCCUGUGAAACUCGGCAUGAUGUCCAACCGGCUGCAGAGCGGUGUGAACACCUUGCAGGGUUUCAGGGAGGACAAGAGGAACAGGAUCACCCCAGUGUCCUACAUGAACUAUGGGCCAUUCACCUCCUACGCGCCAACCUACGACUCCAGCUUCGCCAACAUCAGCAAGGAAGAUUCUGACCUUACCUACUCUUUCAUAGGAAAUAACUGUAGUAAAAUUUCGUUUGGUUGGUUGUUUGGCAGCUUGUCAGAGUUCCUGGCCAAAUCAGAAGAGUAUGUGUACAAACUGGCAGACAACCUCCUGGAUGCAGUGACAAACGGAGAGCAUUCAAGAAUCCUGAAGAACACCGAGCAACAAGUAGAGCAGCUGUCAAAUAUACAAGAGGACAAGGAUACCGUGGAGGUAGCUGACCCCCAAACAUCUGACAGACUGGAUUUCCUGCGCUCUGCUGCAGGCCUGCAUAUGACUGAGGAGCUUUCUGAGGAAGCCCUGAACAUCCAGCAGAAAUUGGACGAGACUACAAAGCUCCUGCGCAACUUGCAGGAAGUUCAGAGGGAACGUCUGAGUGCCAAGCAGCCACCAAACAUGAUCUGCUUGCUGGCCCCGACUGCCAAGGAGCUGGAGCUGGCUGAGAAGGUGACAUCAAACUUGGCUGAGCUAACUAGUCAGGUGGCCCCAUGUGAUGUCAGCAGUAUCUACGGCAUCAGGAAGGCCAUGGGCAUUGCUGCCCCUCCAGACCCACCUGAGCUCUUCAUAGACCUCACUACAGUGCAGGACACGGCUGAAGCCAUGGAGACCAGUUGUCCAGAUGUGGUUCCAGUCGUCGCUGUGUAAUGAAAUUCCAAACACUCUCAUUCAGUGUAAUAACUUAAGUUUUGUACAAAAAGUGCUUCUUGUGUUACAUUUGUAUGCUUUUCAGCCAAUAAACCUUUUUUAAUAAAAACCAACAA